This is a messenger RNA of Otolemur garnettii (small-eared galago), 2272 nucleotides long. RefSeq names its product interferon gamma receptor 1 (gene IFNGR1). The coding region runs from base 57 to 1487 and encodes 476 amino acids. Gene Ontology annotation, cellular component: membrane. Gene Ontology annotation, biological process: type II interferon-mediated signaling pathway. The record is from RefSeq and is a predicted model, not a curated record. Gene Ontology annotation, molecular function: cytokine binding; cytokine receptor activity. NCBI's taxonomy places the organism in Eukaryota, Metazoa, Chordata, Mammalia, Primates, Galagidae. The transcript has 7 exons.
AGCUGGGCAUCGCCCUCUGUGGCUCGGGGUUGGACGUGGCGUCCGUCCGCGGCGGCAUGGCUCUCGUGGUGUUCCUAACCCUUCUGCAAGCUUGGAGGUGGGCUGAGCUGGACGCCGCGGCUCUGGAGCUGUCCUCGGUGCCCGCACCAACCCAUGUCACAGUGACGUCCUAUAACAUGAACCCUAUCGUCUCUUGGGAGUACCCAGCCAUGCCACAGAGCCCUGUGUUUACUACCCAGGUAAAGAUCUAUGGGGAUGAUGAGUGGACUGAUGCCUGCGUCAAUACUUCUCAUCACUAUUGUUUUAUUUUUAAAUACGUCGAUUAUCCAGCACGUCCUCUCUGGGUCAGAGUUAAAGCUCGGGUUGGACAAAAAGAGUCAAACUAUGUAGAAUCAAAAGAAUUUAUUUUGUGCAAACAUGGAAAAAUGGGACCACCUGAACUGAAUGUCACAAAGCAGGAAAAAAAAAUCAUUAUUGACAUAGCUGAUCCUUUAAUUGUUGUAAAUGGAGAACAGGAAGCCGUGCCUUAUGAUGUCUUGAGCUGUUAUGAAUUCGUGUACACCGUGCAUGUGAUAGUGAAUAAAAGUGAGACAAUAGAAAGACUAUCCAUACAGACAACGGAAAAGGAUUGUGAGGACACUGGGUGCCAGUUGAGUAUUCCAGCGUCCUCAGUGAAUUCUCAGUACUGUGUUUCAGCAGAAGGAGUCUCAGACAAAAGGGAUGGUAAAACGGAAAGGUCAAAAGAAGUUUGUAUUACUGUUUUCAGUGAGAGCAAAGAAGUUUCUGCUUGGAUUCCAGUUUGUAUUUUAUUCCUGUUAUUUCUAGUAAUUAUCCCGAUAUUUAUCACUUGUUAUAUUAAGAAGAUUAAUCCAUUUCAGAAGAAAAACAUAAUGUUACCCAAGUCCUUGCUUUCUGUGGUAAGAAAUACUUCUUCAGAGACAAAACCUGAAUCAAAAUAUGUAUCGCUCAUCACGUCAUACCAACCAUUUGUUCUGGAAAAGGAGAAGGUGACCUGUGAAGAGCAGUUGUCCCCAGGAACAAUUUCAGGCAUGCAUACUGAGGACAAUUCAGGAGAAGCAGGACACAGAGAAGAGCCUUCCAGUGAAACGGAAGUGGUGACGAUUGUAGAAAAUAUUUCUGACAUGGACCCUGGCAGCCUCCGGACUCCAAUAAAAAGAGAGGAUUCUUCGCCUUUAAGUAGUGACCAGUCUGAACUGUGCAGUGUCACUGUAAACUCUUAUCACUCCAGGAAUGGUUCUGAUAGUGGCCAUGUGGAGUCAGAGGGCUUAUUAUCUGACUCAGAAUUCCCGCCAAGUAACCAAACUGAAAUAAUGACAGAAGGACAAGAGUCUGUACCACCCCGAAAAGCCCCCAUCUCUUUUGGUUACGACAAGCCACAUGUGCUAGUGGAGCAGCUUGUGGAUGACAGUGGCAAAGAAUCCUUGAUUGGUUAUAGAUUAACAGCAGAUUCUAAACAGUGUUCAUGAGAUUAGCCAACUUUGGAGAAUCUGAUUUUCCUGGGACAGUUUCUCCACUUUGAUGUCCUGAAAAGAUCAUCAUCUGAGAAAUUGUAUGUUAGUUGAUAUUAACCAUAUGGAGUGUCUUGCUUUAGAGAAAAGUGAAAAGAGGUACUGUCGAAUUUGGUUUGAAGAUUACAAAGACUCUUUUAAAAAGCAAGCCAUAGUUGGGCGUUGUGGCGGGUGCCUAUAGUCCCAGCUACUUGGGAGGCUGAGGCAAGAGAAUCACUUAAGCCCAAAAGUUUGAGGUUGCUGUGAGCUGUGACACCAUCGCACUCUUACUAAGGGCGACGUAAUGAGACUUUUUCCGGCAAACCAGAAAAGCCAGUGUAGCUUGUAAAAUGCCCAUACAGAUGGAUACGAGUUUCUGGGGAGAUAAGAAUUUACAGUAAUACUUUGUAGUACCUCUGCUUCCUAUGAGCACAUGUCCCUCUGGCACGUCAAGAUACAUGAUGGAUUGUUUUUCUUUGCUAUUCCUUGGUAUUGUAUUUGUUUUGAUCAGUGUACAUACACAACUUUUGUAAAUUCUGAAAUAUUGAGGAUUAAACAUCAUACUGUAUACAACAGCCACCAAUAUCAUAACUGAUCUGAGGAAUUACUGAGAACAAGACAUUCUCCUGGCAAGCCUAGAAAUUACUUGUGACUCGGAAGGCAAGCCUGCGAUGCUGAAAGCUGUUUAAAAUGGGACUUCAAGUCUAAGUCUAACUAAUAGAAUUAAUAGAGCAUGUAUAUAUUUUUAACAAAACUUUACAUUU